This is a messenger RNA of Cucurbita pepo subsp. pepo (vegetable marrow), 1918 nucleotides long. Lineage: Eukaryota; Viridiplantae; Streptophyta; Magnoliopsida; Cucurbitales; Cucurbitaceae. The record is from RefSeq and is a predicted model, not a curated record.
UGUAUUUACAAAACAAAUUAGCUUCGUGUUCAAUUGCUUUUCGAUUCUUCUCCAAAUUAGUAUAUGAUUUGAGCAUUUCAAAAUUCUCUUCAAUGGAGGGUACCUGCAGUUCUCUGCGGUCACCGGCUUUAACCAUAGCGCCCUCCUCUUUGUCUAGAAGUGGGUUCUCAGAGAAGCCAUUGUUGCCUGCUCGAGCUGUGAAAUUAUCGAAGAACAAGAGAUACCCACUUGCUCGAACCCUCAAAUUUCUUCCCAUUACAGCUCAAGCUUCGAGCACGAGUAGUUUUAGCUCAGAGGCAGCUCCGGAAAUUUCAAAGAAGGAAGUUUCAAAAGAUGAGGAUCUUGUAUUUGUUGCUGGUGCUACAGGAAAAGUUGGUUCAAGAACUGUGAGGGAGCUUUUGAAACUUGGAUUCCGUGUAAGAGCCGGUGUAAGGAGUUCUCGGAAAGCCGAAACUCUUGUUGAGAGUGUUAAAAAGCUUAAGCUUGAUGAAGCUGUAGAAAAGCUUGAAACUGUGAUAUGUGACUUGGAGAAACCAAAUCAGAUUGGACCUGCAAUCGGGAAUGCGUCGAUAGUUAUUUGCUGCAUUGGUGCAAGUGAGAAGGAGAUUUUCGAUAUCUCUGGACCUUAUCGAAUCGACUAUAUGGCUACCAAAAACUUGGUUGAAGCAGCAACCGUUGCAAAAGUGAAGCAUUUCGUUCUGCUUACGUCCCUCGGAACCAACAAGAUUGGAUUUCCUGCUGCCAUUCUCAACUUGUUUUGGGGAGUCCUGUUAUGGAAAAGGAAGGCAGAAGAAGCAUUGAUUGCAAGUGGUCUUCCUUAUACAAUAGUGAGACCUGGGGGCAUGGAGAGGCCUACAGAUACUUUCAAGGAAACUCAUAACACUACUGUUUCACCUGAAGAUACUUUGUUUGGUGGUCUGGUGUCGAAUCUUCAGGUUGCAGAGCUCAUGGCAGGCAUAGCAAAAAAUCCUGGUCUCUCAUGCUAUAAAGUGAUUGAAGUAAUUGCCGAGACAACUGCACCAUUGACUCCCCUAGAGGAUCUUCUUACAAAAAUACCAUCUAAAAAGGAAUAUGGCGCUGCACGCAUUGUCGAUCCACCACCUCCUAAGAGCGUUUCAUCAGAACCGUCGAGCAUUGCCAAAGAAAAGGAAUCAGCUGAAGCAAAGCCACCCGCUCAAAGGGUUUCAUCAGAACAGUUGAAUAUUGCAAAAGAGAAGGAAUCAGCUGUAGCAAAUGUUACAAAACAGUCAUCAUCACCCUACAUUUCGUACGAGGAUUUAAAACCUCCAACAUCACCUACUCCAUCUGCACCUGUUGGGAAAAUAGAUUUAAAUGUCGUCGACGGAGUCUCAUCGAUCGCUCAAACGAGUUCAUCAGAAUCGUCAACUGAAAUUGCCGAGGCGAAUCCUGCACCUGCUCCUGAAAAAGCAGUGACAAUGAAACCUCUCUCCCCUUAUGUAGCAUAUGAAGAUCUAAAGCCUCCUACAUCACCAUCUCCUAGUGCACCUUCCCUAUCAUUUUCAUCAACAUCUCCCUCAAACGGUCCACCUCAGCCUGCUACCGCGAACGUAAACAGCUCAACGCCAAUUCCAGAGGCAGACGACUCGAGUGAAACACAUCUUCCCAAGCCAAAGAAGCUACAACCACUGUCACCUUUCACCAUGUAUGAGGAUUUGAAGCCUCCAGCAUCCCCAACGCCCUCUCCUUGAAAAACCUUAAAGAAAGAGCUAUCAUCAGUUCCCUAAAUGGACAGAGACAGAUGAGGGGUUAUACUUUCUAUGUAAUAAUCUGAAGAACAUUCGUUACUUUUUCCCGUCCAGAUUCCAUGGACGACUACACUGUUAAAUUUGCUUAUUUUGCCUGUAAUUUUGAUCAAAGUUGCCAUUUUCAUGGCAUUUGCUUCAUUUUAUUCGUUGAA